Molecule: messenger RNA, 2758 nt
Organism: Corticium candelabrum
Lineage: Eukaryota; Metazoa; Porifera; Homoscleromorpha; Homosclerophorida; Plakinidae
Product: leucine-rich repeat and coiled-coil domain-containing protein 1-like
Exons: 22
Coding region: 103-2724 (873 amino acids)
Source: RefSeq, a predicted model, not a curated record
UGUAACCGUCUUCAAACCGUCGACGGGCUGCGUGCACUGAAGUCCUUGAGGAAACUCGACGUUUCGUUUAAUCAGAUUUCUUCCCUGAAUGGACUAAGAGAAAUGAGUGGCUCUACUUAUCGGCUUUCAGUGUUGCUUUUGCAUGGCAACCGGAUUAGGACCGUUGAUCACGUGAUACAGUGUUUGACUGGCUGCGUUGCUUUGAGGGAGUUGACGCUCGUACAGGACGGGAGAGACAACCCCGUGUGUAGAGUGAUAGGAUAUCGAAAGAAAGCCCUCUCGGGACUGAAGGGAUUGCAGUCCCUCGAUGGAGUGAAUCGGGAAGGGAAAACAGGAGUUAUGUAUGAUGACUUGGAUACAAUUCCGGGUCUUGACCAGUAUGUUGAGUAUCUUCUCUCAUCAAGUCCUGCCGAGGAUUCCAUUGAAUUCCACACUCCUCACAUCGACCAGGCACUUAAACAGUUCCACAAUCAAGUUGAAAAUUCGCCCACACCAAACAGACAAACUACAUCAGCAACAAGACAAAAAGUCAGUGAGACUGAUGACGAACAACCUCAAGGACAAUCUGAUACUGCAUUGUCAGCUCCUCGUUUAUCAAACGAUCAUGAAGACAGACUCAAGCAGUUAGAGGAGCAAUUGGCAGCUCUGGCACAUCAGCAUGCUGCAACGUUAGCAAAUCUUCACACACAGAGACAGCAUACUCGUCAAGCCAGUGCUGAUUCAGACUCGGAGAAAAGUGAUGUGGUUGAGGUAGUUCGGCAUGAUAGAGUUUCCUCUGGAAAGACAAGAUCUCCUCAGUCUCGUAAAAGUUUACCACAAGCAGUUAGAGUACGUUCUGCAAUGACUAGACUAAAACGGAGAUCAAAGGAACAUACAGCACAACGAAAAGGAACACAAGAGACAGAAAUUACAGAAUUGGUAUCUGAGUUGGAUGAAGAACGAGAACGAAGAUUGAAAGCAGAACAGGCUACUAAGAAACUGGUUGAUCUCGUGAAGAGUUUACAGCAGCGAGCAUCAGAAGAUCAGCAGCAUCAACAAUCAGCAAUAGCUCGUCUAUCACAAUUUAAACAGACACUUAUUCGUGAGAAGGAACAAAGUGCGGCUGCUCGACAAGAAUCUGAAAGAUUGCAGGAAGGCCUUGAUUCCUAUCGUGAACAAUGUGAGCAACAGCAAAAAGCACUAACAGACACUGAGAAGGCUGCAGCAAAAUUGGAGUCAGAACAUUUCCAACAACAAGCAGCAGCAGCCAAAGAAUUGGAUGAAACUAGGAGACGGUCGUCAGCCUUGUCUCGUGAACUGGAUUUGAAUCACCACACAAUAAAACAGUCAAAGAUUCGCAUUCAAGAGCUACAAGAACUGCUAGCCGCCAGAGAGCAGGAACACAGAAAUCAACUGGCAGCUCGAGUAAAUGUGAGUAAUCCAGAAGUACAAAAUGUUGUGCACCACGAGUUGAGGAAGGAAAGAGAGAAAUGGGAACUGCAAAUGCGUCACUAUGAAGAAAAAAUCGCUAGUCAACAACAAGCAUAUGCAGAUCUUGAGGAUGAAUUUCGUGCAGCAUUGCGAAUCGAAGAAAAUCGUUUUUGUAAGAUUCAAACAGCAUUUGAGAAAGCGGCUCACGAGUCUAGAGAGAACAGACGGUUGGGGCAAGUCGCAGCUGAACGAGAAAGCAAAGCUACUGCUCUGUUAUCAGAGCUAACGGCUCUUGUUAAAGAGCAGAAAGGUCGAAUCACAGAACUAACCAGAUCAAAGCAAGAAUCACUGGAUGAGUACAAAGAACGUUUGUCUGCUAGAGAAGUGGAACUUCACGAAGUUAGGAAAGAAAUGGUGCGUCUAGCAGCAGUGGAUGAGGAGAACUCAAAACUGAAAGCAGAGAUGACAGCUCAAAGGUCUGUCAUAGAAGGUCUGCGGCGAGAGAGGGAAUUGUGGAGUGCAGAGCUUGCUCAGCAGGGUGCUGCACUUGCUCAAGAUCGGGGAUCACUGGAAGCCAAAGUGAAGAGUCUAACGACUCAAGUGAGCGACUUGAGACUACAAACUCAGCGUGAUAAUGACACGAUUCGAAUCAAAUCAAAAAUGUUGGAUGACCAGACAGAGUCAAUACGAAAUCUAAAACAGCGUAUUACCGAGGCUGGAGAGAAAUUGGAACAGGUGAGAGAAGAAGCAGGUCAGGCACAGGAUGAGUUGGAGGAUCAGCUGGGGCAAAGUCAAGCGCAGAAUCAAGAUAUGGAAGAGCAGCUUGCUUCGUUGGUGGAUCGAAAGGAGGAAUUGAAAGAUCAGUUAGCACGUGCUAGAGACGAUCUGGAGAAGGAAAGAACCAAACAUUGCUCAAUGAAACAGCAGUGGGAAGAACGCCUAUCAUCAAUGGAUUUGUUAGAGCAGGAAAUGCAGAAGGUAAAAGAAACAUUUGCUGCCAAGGUGAAACAAUUGACAGAAGAGAAGCAUACUGUCGAAGAACAAGCCAGAUCUCUUGUAUCUAAACUUCGAUCAUGUGAUGAUGCGUUUCGUCAACAACUUGAGGCUAAAGAAAGGAGUCACAAUGAUGCUAUGGCACAGCUUCGGCAUGAUCAACAGGCAGAAAUUGACAUUGCAAAUAGAAGAGUGGUAGAAGUCGAGGAGGAGAUGCGUCAGCUAUUACAUGAGAUGGCUGCUGAAAAACGAGCAAUGGAGUCGAGAAUGCAGAAACUGGCUGUAGCUUUCAAUGAGGUUCGGGAUGGCAUAUCUGUUUGAGCCAUUAGGACAACAACAACAGCAACAACAACAA